AUGCCGGGACCUCUCUCGCCGCGGCAUUCGGGAUUCUUGCCUAUCAACAACGGCCACUCCAUCGACAUGGCCGAAAGCGAUAUCCCUCUGACCCAGGUCCGGAGUGCCGCCUCGACUGGUGCACGAAAGCCCGCCAUGAACGUCUCCAACACCGAGGAUUCCGGCUCCGGCACCAACGAAAAGCAUGGCCUUUUUCAACGUCACAACAAGGGCGGUCGCCGUAAGAAACACGGCGAGCUGGGUCGCAAAGGAACCGGUGGCUCCGAUGAUUUCAAGGUCAACGCAAUGGGCAGGUUCUACAACAAAAUCACUGGCGCCUCUGUUGUCACCCGCUAUUUGGUCUACAUCAUCCCCAUCGGCCUCCUUCUGGGUGUGCCACUGGUCGUCCUUCCCCUCACCGGUCACCGGAAGGAUGUCUUGGUGGGAGGAACCAAGGGCAAGCCGCUGUUUGAUUUGUUCCUGUGGAUCGAAAUCGCCUGGCUUACACUCUGGGCCGGCAAAUGUGUUGCCUGGGUCCUCCCGCAUGCCUUCAUGUUCUUCUGCGGAGUCGUCAGCUCUGGCACGCGCAAGUACGCUACCGUCCUUCAAAACUUGCAAAUCGCCUUCUCGCUGUUCUUCUGGGCCCUUGCAUCUUGGCAGUCUUUCCAGGCCUUGUUUAGUCGUAACAAUCCCGACCCCGCCCCAUGGAUUAUCACAAUGAUCCGCCUCCUGGGAGCUACCUUCGUCUCAUCCGCCGUCUACCUCGGCGAGAAAGCCAUUGUCCAGCUCAUUGGUAUAUCCUACCAUCAACGUUCUUUCGCCCUCCGCAUCAAGGAGUCCAAGCAUGAGAUCCGCCUUCUCGGCUUGCUCUACGACGCUUCGCGCACCCUGUUCCCCAUGUACUGUCCUGAGUUUGAGGAUGAGGACUACGUCAUCAACGAUAGUCUCGAUUUGAUUUUGGCAAAGGCCGCGAAGGGCGGCCAGGGCUCAGCCACUCCCCUCCGACUCGUUGGCGAUAUCGGCCGUAUGGGAGACAAGAUCACGGGUGUCUUUGGCAACAUCGCCUCCGAAAUUACCGGAAAGCAGGUCUUCAACCCCAACUCGGCCCACUCCAUCGUCGUCGAGGCCCUUGAGAAGACCAAGCCCUCUGAGGCUCUCGCCCGCCGCAUCUGGAUGUCUUUCGUCGUCGAAGGAAAGGACUCACUGUACCCCGAUGACUUCCAUGAGGUGCUGGGACCCGCUUACUCGGAAGAGGCCGAAGAGGCUUUUGGCAUGAUUGACAACGACAUGAACGGAGACAUCAGCUUGGAUGAGAUGACGCGCAAGGUUGUGGAGAUUGGCAAGGAACGCAAGGCCAUCACCGAAGGCAUGAAGGACAUUGGCCAAGCACUCCGCGUGUUUGAUAAGGUCCUGAUGUUUGUUGUUGUCCUGAUUGUCGUCUUCAUCUUCUUGGCCUGGUUCCAGUCCAGCUUCCUGACCACUGUUGCCACCGCCGGAACCGCUCUCCUGUCUCUCUCCUUCGUCUUCGCCGUUACUACCCAGGAAUUCCUCGGUUCAUGCAUCUUCCUCUUCGUCAAACAUCCCUAUGACGUCGGUGACAGAGUUGAUAUUGUUGGCUCCGAGAAGCAGCAACUCAUCGUGGACAAGAUCUCUCUCCUGUACACCGUCUUCACCCGCAUCGACAAGAUGCAGGUGGUGCAAGUCCCCAACAUCACCCUCAACAAUCUUUGGAUCGAGAACGUUACCCGCAGCAAGGCCAUGAAGGAGGUCAUUGACCUGAACGUCUCUUUCGACACGAGCUUUGAGGACAUCGAGCUGUUGCGCCUCGAAAUGGAGAGCUUUGUCCGCAGCCCCGACAACUCACGCGACUUCAUGCCCGACAUCGCCAUUGGCGUCGGUGGUGUUGGCGACUUGGACAAGCUGCAGCUCAAGAUCGCUAUCAAGCACAAGUCUAACUGGCACAACGAUGCCGUCCGCGCUACUCGCCGCUCCAAGUUCAUGUGCGCCCUGGCCAUGGCCAUCAAGAAGAUCCCCAUCUACGCCCCCGGAGGUGGUUCUGAAGCUCUCGGCGCUCCGGGCAACCCGUCUUACUCCGUGGCCGUCUCCGAUGAGGUUGCCGCGGCUGCCCGUAAGAACGCCGCAAAGGCCAAGGAGGCGAAGCGCCUGGUGCCCUCUCCCGCCGCCGAAGGUACCAGCACAAAACCGGAUUCCAAAACCGAGAAGCAGGCCGUUCAGGAAUUGAACCUCCGCGACCCAUUGGUCGAGGAGGAUUGGGGCUACCGGGUGGGCGACGAUGACACUCUGUCUGGAUCCAGGGACCGUCGCUCGACCGAAAUUGAACGUGUCCGCAACGAGUUACUGAAGCGAGCCAGCACCAAGGGUGGCGGCGGUCGUCGCAAGCCAGGUGAAACUAUCCCGUUGUCCCCCGUGGGCGACGGGCCCGGCUUGGGUCUGACGCAAACCACAUCACGAAGUCGCGCUUACGAUGAAGAGGCCGAGACAGGCGUGUCAGAAUCGUAUAGCUCUACCUACUACGGCGGCCAGUCCAGCACCUAUGCUACCUACGGACAAUCACUAUCCCCCACCGUCUCUCCGCCCCACCCCCUUCAGAGCGCGCCUGCGGCAGGCCAGCGUCCACGCGGGCGCAGCGUCUCCAACACCCAACAACAGAACGAAGCUGCUCAGAGUAGCCAGAAGAAACAGUGA
Messenger RNA from Colletotrichum graminicola M1.001, 2685 nucleotides. RefSeq names its product mechanosensitive ion channel. Bases 1 to 2685 code for a protein of 894 amino acids. The transcript has 2 exons. NCBI's taxonomy places the organism in Eukaryota, Fungi, Ascomycota, Sordariomycetes, Glomerellales, Glomerellaceae. Gene Ontology annotation, biological process: intracellular calcium ion homeostasis; calcium ion transmembrane transport. Gene Ontology annotation, molecular function: calcium channel activity; calcium ion binding. Gene Ontology annotation, cellular component: membrane. The record is from RefSeq and is a predicted model, not a curated record.